This is a messenger RNA of Phoenix dactylifera (date palm), 572 nucleotides long. RefSeq names its product protein transport protein Sec61 subunit gamma-like. Gene Ontology annotation, biological process: intracellular protein transport; protein targeting. The record is from RefSeq and is a predicted model, not a curated record. Gene Ontology annotation, cellular component: membrane. NCBI's taxonomy places the organism in Eukaryota, Viridiplantae, Streptophyta, Magnoliopsida, Arecales, Arecaceae. Gene Ontology annotation, molecular function: transmembrane protein transporter activity.
UCAAACUACUCCGUAGGGUGCUCCUCCUUGCCUUAAAAGAUCUUCCACUGUUCUUCUCCAUUUCGUAUCUAGGGUUUCGCCUCCGUCUCGUCUCUCUCCCUCCUCUCCUCUCUGAGCUGAAGAUGGAUGCCUUGGAUUCGGUUGUCGAUCCCCUGCGGGACUUCGCCAAGGACAGCAUGCGCCUCGUGAAGAGGUGCCACAAGCCUGAUCGCAAAGAGUUCACAAAGGUGGCCUUCCGCACGGCAGUCGGAUUCGUGGUGAUGGGGUUCGUGGGGUUCUUCGUGAAGCUGAUCUUUAUCCCGAUCAACAACAUCAUCGUCGGAUCUGGCUAGGAAUGAGAAAUUGUGGAGGAAGCGACACAAGAAAUUACAUUUUUAAGUUUAUAUCUUAUGAAGACUUUUUUUCUUUUCAUUUGACACAUAGAAGUGUACCUUUGAAAGAUGAUAGGGUGUUUGUCGUUUGUCUUGUUUCCUUUUCCAUUGAUGGCAGUCUGUAUUUUAUCAUUAGCUUGUAGUGGAUUCUCUGAAUUUAUCUAUAGAGAAGGAAAUGUUAAUGAUGAGUUACUGGGUAAA